Messenger RNA from Spizellomyces punctatus DAOM BR117, 627 nucleotides. RefSeq lists its product as uncharacterized. The record is from RefSeq and is a predicted model, not a curated record. The transcript has a single exon. Bases 1 to 627 code for a protein of 208 amino acids. Lineage: Eukaryota; Fungi; Chytridiomycota; Chytridiomycetes; Spizellomycetales; Spizellomycetaceae.
AUGGAGUUGGCUAGAGAACGGGAGAAGGAAGACGAUAUUGUCGACGAGGAUGAUUUCACAGGAUAUAUCCCCGAUGAAUGUUUUCUCGACGAUUACAAUGAACAGAUGCUGGUCGAUGUGAUGAAUGAACAAGACAAGUUAAUCAAAUGGCUUAAAGCCCACGGAGGGCACAAGACGGUUGCGAAUCGCCUUUUACUGAUUUUCGAUGAUAUGGUCGGGUCGUCCCUCUUUUCGAACGCAAGAAACAAUGCCUUCAAACGUCUCAACUCCAAUCUGCGCCACUACUCUGCUUCUGCCAUUAUUGUGUCCCAGUCGUACAAGGAACUUCCACGCAUCUGCCGAGUCAAUGCCUCGGGUGUCAUCUUGUUUGAAACGCCUAAUGAAAAAGAGUUGGAAGUGUUAUACGAAGAAAAUCCUUGCUCGCUCAAGAAAAACGAUUGGCUUUCCUGUUAUUACGAAUGUACAGCUGACCCAUUCUCGUUCAUGAUGAUCAACUAUAAGCGGCCGAAACAACUCAGGAUCUCAAAACGAUUCGAUGAGUUUUUGCUGUGCGAUACGAUGAAAGGUAUCCCGGAUCGACGGCCACCAAUGAGAUCUGCCGCAGAUGACCAUCCACCAACCAUAUAA